This is a messenger RNA of Corylus avellana, 2536 nucleotides long. Its product is annotated as propionyl-CoA carboxylase. NCBI's taxonomy places the organism in Eukaryota, Viridiplantae, Streptophyta, Magnoliopsida, Fagales, Betulaceae. The record is from RefSeq and is a predicted model, not a curated record.
CAAAUAACAAAUGAAGGCAGAGAACAUCGAAAUGACGACAAUGUCCACCUGCUACUUGCGGAAAUUACGAUCAUAGAUACCAAACUUAUACCAGUGCAGUUUUUGUUCUCCUGUCUAAAGAUAGUGAUACGGCUAGCCGAAGUUUCAUCCACCCAAAUAAAAAAUUUAAAUUUGGAUCCACCAAAUUUACCCAAUUACUAAAAGCUUCCCCACUUUUCUCUAAGGGUAUCAUGGUAAUUGAAGGAGAAGGUGGGUCCAGCUGACUAAGGCCAAUAGGGUGAGCGAGUACUGACUUGAACUUCUUCCCAGUUGUUGUACGCAACCCAUUACAGCAGAGGUUUGCUUGUUUCUUCACCUUCCACAAGGCUUUAGUGCAGGACCACCUUGCUCUAGGGACUUCAGGUGACAAUGGAAAGCCAUGACAGAGAUGAGAUUCAUAAUUGUGUGAUCAAGCUGCGAGUGAAUCCACAAAAACGAAGGGAAAAAGUUUUCAUUGGCUGUGGAGCUGGAUUUGGAGGUGACAGGCCAUUGGCUGCUCUGAAGUUGCUUAAGAGAGUCAAAGAUCUAAACUAUCUUGUACUGGAAUGCCUAGCUGAACGUACGCUUGCUGAACGAUAUCAAGUUAUGGUCUCUGGUGGUGAUGGUUAUGAUUCACAGAUUUCAGAAUGGAUGCGUUUGCUCCUACCUUUGGCUAUGGAGAGAAGAGUUUGUAUAAUUACAAACAUGGGUGCAAUGGAUCCCUGUGGUGCCCAAGAAAAGGUUCUAGAAAUAGCCAGUAGCUUGAGGCUUAGUGUCUCUGUUGCUGUGGCUCAUGAGAUUGUUGUCAAAACAUCAGGUUCAGGCAAAACACAUUUAAUGGAAAGUGGUAUUAGCACAUAUCUGGGAGCAGCUCCUAUAGUGGAAUGUUUGGAAAAGUACCAGCCGAAUGUGAUAAUUACAUCAAGAGUUGCAGAUGCUGCCCUAUUCUUAGCACCAAUGGUUUAUGAACUAGGUUGGAAUUGGAACGACGUAAAGCAGUUAGCACAGGGGUCUCUGGCUGGCCACCUUCUAGAGUGUGGCUGUCAACUCACAGGGGGAUUUUUCAUGCAUCCAGGGGACAAGUAUCGUGACAUAUCUUUCCCUCAGCUCUUAGAUCUGUCACUUCCUUAUGCUGAAGUCAGUUUUAAUGGAAAUGUGUGUGUAGCAAAGGCAGAAGGUAGUGGUGGGGUAUUAAAUGUCAGUACAUGUGCUGAACAACUUCUUUAUGAGGUUGGUGAUCCUGGUGCUUAUAUCACCCCUGAUGUGAUCAUUGAUGUUCUGGAUGUUUCAUUCCACCCAUUAUCAAGCUCUAAGGUACUCUGUGCUGGGGUAAAGCCAGCUGCUGCAUCAGUGCCUAUUACACUCCUGCAGUUGGUUCCAAAGGACUCUGGAUGGAAAGGAUGGGGAGAGAUAUCCUAUGGAGGAUCUGGAUGCGUUAAACGUGCUAAAGCUGCUGAAUUUCUGGUUAGGUCAUGGAUGGAUGAAGUCUAUCCUGGUGUUAGCUGCCGUAUACUUUCUUAUAUAAUUGGACUUGAUAGCCUGAAGGCAACUAGCAUUGAUGACAAUGCUUCAUGGUGGGAAACUGGUGAAGAUAUUAGGUUACGUAUGGAUGGUUUAUUUGAGUUGAAGGAACAUGCUAUCCAAUUUGCUAGAGAGUUUACAGCUUUAUAUACAAAUGGACCAGCCGGUAGUGGUGGCAUCAGCACAGGGCACAAGAAAGAGAUUGUUCUUGAGAAACAACUGGUUGACCGCGAACAUGUUCUAUGGCGAACUGGAGUGAAACAGACCCCAGUAGUAGAAUCCAAUAACCAAGGAAUUGGCUCUGAAGAUCCGACAAAAACCUGUGUUUUGCAUGAAUCGGAAUUGCCACCAACGACACCCACCGAUGCCAAUAACUUCUGCACCGAUUUAUCAUCUCCCCAUAUCGAUCCCUCUCCUGCUCCAUAUGGCCAGAAGAUUCCACUCUAUGAUGUAGCACAUAGCAGGGCUGGUGACAAAGGAAAUGACUUGAACUUCUCCAUCAUCCCACAUUUCGCUCCAGAUAUUGAGAGGCUCAAGUUGAUCAUAACACCCCAAUGGGUAAAAGAAGUGGUCUCGACUCUUCUAAGUACCUCUUCAUUCCCCAACUCAGAUAGCAAUGAUAAGGACAAAUGUGUGGAUGAACAUGUCAAGGUGGAAAUAUAUGAAGUUAAGGGAAUACAGUCUUUGAAUGUUGUGGUGCGAAACAUUCUAGAUGGUGGUGUCAACUGCUCUCGGAGAAUUGACAGGCAUGGUAAGACCAUCUCAGAUCUCAUAUUGUGUCAGCGAGUCAUAUUGCUUCCCUAAUUCUCUGGUUCAAGGAAAUGUAGCACAGUUUUCUCUUAUGGUGUGCACCUGAUCUGCAGUAUUACCUUCCUGGCUUCCUUCCCCUAUUUAUUGUCAGUAUGUUAUAUACAAAUACAAUCUAUAAUGGUAGACUUUGUCUUGCAAAUAAGUGUGAUGAAACUUUGGAGCUACCAUUUGAAUGUGUGCGUACUUG